Molecule: messenger RNA, 1081 nt
Organism: Dendrobium catenatum
Lineage: Eukaryota; Viridiplantae; Streptophyta; Magnoliopsida; Asparagales; Orchidaceae
Product: caffeoylshikimate esterase
Cellular component (GO): membrane
Molecular function (GO): lipase activity
Source: RefSeq, a predicted model, not a curated record
UCAAUUGAGACAAAUUCAAAAGGUUUUGAGAUCUUCUCCAAAAGUUGGUUUCCCAGAAACUCUCCUGUAAAGGCUUUGAUAUGCUUCUGUCAUGGCUAUGGUGACACUUGUACAUUUUUCUUUGAAGGAAUUGCUAAGAAGCUUGCGGCAUCUGGCUAUGGAGUUUUUGCAUUGGACUACCCUGGGUAUGGGCUCUCUGAUGGACUUCAUGGUUACAUACCUAGUUUUGACAGUCUUGUAGAUGAUGUGAUUGAGCAUUUUUCGAAAGUCAAAGAAAAUCCCAAAUACCAGAGUCUUCCGAGUUUUCUGUUUGGGCAAUCUAUGGGUGGAGCAGUUGCUCUCAAGGUGCAUUUUAAACAACCCCAUGCAUGGGAUGGUGCCGUUCUAGUAGCACCUAUGUGUAAGAUGGGAGAAGAUGUUCUACCUCCUUGGCCUUUACUGCAGCUGCUUACGUGUAUUUCAAUACUUUUUCCAAAAAUGAAGUUGGUUCCACCAAAAGAUAUAGCAGAGAUGGGUUUUAAAGAGCUGAAGAAACGAGAGCAGGCUUCUUAUAACGUUAUUGCAUAUAAGGACAAGCCACGGCUGAAGACGGCUUGUGAGUUGCUCAAAACCACUCAAGAAAUUGAAUGCCAGCUAGCAGAGGUAUCCCUUCCUUUGCUAAUUCUACAUGGUGAGGCGGAUGUAUUAACUGAUUGCUCGGUGAGCGAAGCUUUAUACGAGAAAGCAAGCAGCUCAGACAAGGAGAUUCUAAUCUACAAAGAUGCGUACCAUUCUCUUCUUGAAGGCGAACCUGAUGAAACCAUAAAUCUGGUACUCGAUAAUAUCGUAUCUUGGCUCGAGAAACGCUGUGCAAAGACAGAAUAGCGCAGAUUAGUUUAAUUUGUUUCUGAGAUCCACAAUGUCUGGCUUCUACUUGUGAAUAUGUAUGGAAAAAACGGUCAACAUGUUAUUCCUUCCCACGAUCUUCUUCAUGUUUUAUAUUUGUUGCUAUUUAGGGUUUGUGCUUCGUCUGCUGCUUUCUGUAUUCUCAUCCAAGAUGAGUAGUGCGAAUGUUAGGGGUGGAUGCACGUUUUAGAUUGCA